AUGGCAAACACAUCCGCAGUUUCAAGGCUUAGGCAUCUACUGGCCGACGAGAGCAAGAUAAUUAUAUGCCCUGGUGUAUAUGAUGGUCUUACCGCGAGAAUUGCCCUCGGGGCGGGAUUUGAUGUCUUGUAUAUGACAGGAGCCGGGACCACCGCAUCAAGGCUUGGACAACCAGACCUUGGUAUUAUAACACUCAAUGAAAUGCGGGGGAAUGCGGAGAUGAUUGCUGGACUUGAUCGAUCCAGGCCCCUCAUUUCUGAUGCGGACACAGGGUUUGGUGGUUCCCUAAUGGUUCAUCGCACCGUCACCGAAUAUAUCCGUGCAGGAGUGGCGGCGCUUCACUUGGAGGAUCAGCCAACGUCAAAGCGAUGUGGCCAUCUUCCCAACAAGCAGCUGGUCAGCAAGGAUGAGUAUAUGUCGCGCAUUCAAGCUGCAGUUAACGCUCGUAAGAUAUCGGGAGGUGAUAUUGUUAUCAUCGCGCGGACCGAUGCGCUGGCCACCUUAGGGUACGAUGAAGCCAUCUCACGAUUGAGAAGAGCCAUCGAACUCGGAGCAGACGUUGCAUUCAUGGAGGCAAUCACAUCAGAAGAACAGGGCAGACGCGUUUGUGGAGAUCUUUACCCAACGCCUGUACUCUUCAACGCCGUUUCAGGGGGGUUAUCGCCCAAUAUGUCGGCCCCGCAGGCACAGGAAUUGGGCUUUCGACUGAUCAUCUUCCCGGGAUUCGCGUUGGGUCCUGUCUAUUCCGCUGUUCAACAAGCAGCGAAGCACCUCAAAGAGACGGGGGCUCCGGUCGCAUCCGGGGUAGGGAGUCCUAAGGAUUUAUUCAAUGUGGUUGGCUUGAAGGAAGCGCUCGCAAUUGACCUGGCAUCUGGUGAAGGUCUGUUCCAGCAAGGUGUAUGA
Molecule: messenger RNA, 903 nt
Organism: Penicillium atrosanguineum
Lineage: Eukaryota; Fungi; Ascomycota; Eurotiomycetes; Eurotiales; Aspergillaceae
Product: isocitrate lyase/PEP mutase family protein
Exons: 2
Coding region: 1-903 (300 amino acids)
Molecular function (GO): catalytic activity
Source: RefSeq, a predicted model, not a curated record